AACAAUAUGGGGGUGAGCAUGCUAGGUAAAUAACAUUGUAUACAUAUUGACGAGGGUAUCCUAUGCGGAACGCCGGUGCCCCGCCGCGAUUAUCAUGUGCAAGUACAUAUAUAUGUAUGCAUUAUUUAUAGAUCGGAGUAGUCGGUAUAGAUCGGCAAUCAAUAGAUCGAUUGUCGCGAGCAGACAGAUAGAUGUUGUAUUGAGAAAUCGCCCACCGCCAGUCAGCUCCGCACAGCCAACCCGCCCGGUCAGGCAGUUCGCCACCAAAUACCGUUGUACAAACGGAUUUAUCGUGCCCAACAUGUAACCGCCGGUCGCACGAACAUGGUGCUAAUUAUUAUAUAUGCGCAGGUGUUAUUGAUGUGCGCACGCGGCGCCGAACCAAAAAUCGUGUAUUCCAGACCGCCACGCAACGACACUGAAAUGACGGUGCCGGCGGCCGAAGUGGACGACGACGAGACGACCGCGGCGAAUACGACGACGGCAGCGCUGGCCACGUUGGCGUCGACCGGCCGCCGGUACGCGGACAGCAGCAAGAGCAUGUCGUCGAGGAACAACCACUAUUACGGCGUGCAGUAUUACGCGCCGCCCGUCGUGCACGACACCGCCGUCGCCGACGCCUUCGGCCGCCAACUGCAGCAAAUGCAGCAACAGCACCACCACCAACGGCACGCGCUGCAGCAACCGACCGUGGCCGCUGCGGCGUACCAUCAACGCGAUGGUGACCGCGCGCCGUGGGAACAGACAGCCACCAUGGUGCACGCCGACGGCGGACCGAUACUUAUGAACCCGUUACAGCUGCAACCGGUCUACGACGACCCGUCGACGGCCCGGUACGCGCCGCCCAAACCGCACAGGGCCCAGCCCUUGGCCAGGAUCGUCAAGUACACGGAACCGGCGGCGGCGGCCGUGGCGUACCAGCUCCCGUACCUGGCGGCCGAGGCCGACGACCGGGCGCUGUUGGACAACCUGCCGGCACUCCAGUUCGCGCUCCAGCACGCCACCGGCAAGACGCCGCCGCCGCCGUUGGUCACGACGUCCGGUCACCAGCAGUACGCGGCACUCCAGCAACCGCCCAACCACCAUCACCACCUCCGUCACUAUCCGGUCAAACAGACACCCACUGCCGCCGUGCACCCGGUCUACCCGCAGCCCGCGCCGUAUCCGCACAUGCAGCACCGCAACCACCAGAGGCUACUGCAGCUGCAUCCCGGCCAUCAUGCUCACCUGCAACACCGGUACGCCACUUACGGCGCUGCGCAACCGGCCGCCCGGUACACCCAGGUGCCGUUCCUGUACAACCUGCAGGCACCGCCGACCGCGCAGCGACACCUGUUGGCGCCGGCCGAGUACGAUCUGGUGUCUAGGUUCAACAGACUGAUCAAGCAGCGCGAGCAAGACGACCGGCGUCGCGUCCAGGAAUCAACCCGGCGGCGGCGGCCGGAGGACGGUGCUGACGUCAGCGGUGACGUCAAUGUUGGUAACGACGGCGACGACGGCGAGGAAGAGGAGACGGCCACCCGACCGGCGGUCAAGACGAAAAAGUCCAAGAAGAAGAAGAAGAAAAAGAAGAAGAAACCCACUACCCCCGCGCCGCCGGCUCCUGUCGAAGAAGAACUCGACGAAGAGGACGGUGACAAACGGCAGCUAUCGCCGUCACGGCAGCACAAACAACUACUGCAGCAGGACGACGACCGGGCCGACGAGGAACAGCCCAACACCGAGGAACAAGAAUCGCAAAACGUGCACACGAGCGAAAAGUUACCCGAAGGCUCGGUCGUUCAAGAAACCGAAGAUGAACUGCAACACACGUUGGAUGAACCGUCUCAGCUCAGUGAACAGUUUGGCGGCGACUUAACAUUCGAAGACGGUGGUGGCGAACGGGUAGAAUUCCAGCUACACGGCAUCACUGGUCCCGAUUCGUACAAAUUUGGAUUCGACACCGGCAAAGGGUCCAACAGACAGUUCCGGUAUGAGGAAAGGGACAACGGAGGAAACGUCCACGGCCAUUAUGGAUACCUGGAUAACGACGGAAAGAUGCAAGUGUAUAACUACAGUUCACAUCCAGAACUCGGAUAUCGCGCGCAAAAGGCUGAAACCCUCGAGGUGUGAAAGCAGUUGACUAUGAUGUGAUGUGAUUAUUAUAUCAUAGGUAAAAUAAUAUAAUUGUUAAUAAAUUGUUUAUAAACUAAUUGUAAGUAUCGUAGUGCGUAUACGAAUUAUAUGUAUUAUAUAAUAUUACAGACCCCUAUUGUCGUUGUAAUAUGUGCCUAUCAAUAAACGAUUCGUU
Messenger RNA from Rhopalosiphum maidis (corn leaf aphid), 2290 nucleotides. RefSeq lists its product as uncharacterized. NCBI's taxonomy places the organism in Eukaryota, Metazoa, Arthropoda, Insecta, Hemiptera, Aphididae. The coding region runs from base 325 to 2112 and encodes 595 amino acids. The transcript is spliced from 5 exons. The record is from RefSeq and is a predicted model, not a curated record.